This is a messenger RNA of Somion occarium, 2032 nucleotides long. NCBI's taxonomy places the organism in Eukaryota, Fungi, Basidiomycota, Agaricomycetes, Polyporales, Cerrenaceae. The record is from the annotation of a GenBank genome assembly.
AGACGUAGACUGGAAAUUCUGAAAUUCUACAAUGCUGAUAGUACACCCGACUCUGUUCUCGACGACGAUGAACGAUUUUGACUGGUGGCGGUAUGCUGUGAAGAUGGACGGUGGAACACGAUCGGCGGGAACGGCAUGUGCGGAAGUUUGCGGUGGGAAGGGUUUGCCGUGUAGGGAGGUCACCGUCGGUCUCGACUGGCCUCACACCUCCUCAGCUCCCUCUCUAACACAUUUCCUGUAUGCACUGAACAGUCGAGUUCAGUGGCUGCCCAUAGGCCAUGAUCAUCCUUGACAACGAUGCCGAGCAGCUCCCGAAACUUGCAAGUCCAACCCCAGCUUAUUCCCCUCCUGUCAACCGUUGCUCCACCCCCACUUCCUCUCUUCCUGACUACGACGCUUCCGAGGCGUUGCACCACGAAAUCGUAAAACCUCGUCGGAAACAUAUCUCGCGGUGUUGGAGGGUUGUCAUAUGCAUCGUUUUUGUGUAUUGCUUUUUAACACUUGCGAUUGGUGUACCCCUGUUGGUUGUUAAAUUGAAGUCUCGCGAUCCGGAACCUGCACCCCCACCUUCAGUGUGGAGUCCUCAACAAGCCAACGUGAUUGCUAUUCCGGGCCAAGAGCUCGCUGAUAAUCCCCCUGCCUUUGAAGAUGAGGACGAUUGUGAUAGAUGGACGGUCAUGGAUCGUAUGCAUGGAAAGAUGGUAUAUUCAUGUUUGAACUAUAGCAUUCCCUUGAGCGGUGAUAUUUUCAUUGGCUCAAACGGCUCUUUCAAGGCGGAUGGGCCCUACUCCUCAAUAUCCGGUACUUUAUACGUCGAUAUCAAUGAAGACCCUUCUGUGGACGACAUGCACUUCACCCUCUCAAUGAUAUACACGCAUACCCUUAUUCGGGAGAGGACACAUGUGUGUCGAACAAACACUAUGGAUAACAGCGGCGUGUACAUCUAUGUACCGGAUGACCUUGAUUCCGAUGACGGUCUUGAUUUCGAUGUUACAUUGAAACUUCCCCAACCCCGUGCUGGGUUGAAUUACACUAGCUUCGCAACAAUGCUACCCCUUUUCUAUCAGCAUUAUGCUGAUAUUUCCCCUCGAAUAAAGUUUAAGCAAGUAUUCCUUGGAGGUCCCAAGUCAACUGUGUUUGCCGACUCAUUUGCUGCUGAUAAUCUUGCUGUAAUGACUUCACCUGGAAAUAUCAGUGGUUCAUUCCAAGCGUCAUACCAGUUGAUUAUGGAAACAAUGUCGGCCCCGAUAUCAGUAAACGUCACCAUGAGCACAAGUGGUGACUGGGCUCAACCAAUAGUUCGGCUCAACACGGGCGACAGCCCGUUAAGUGCGCAUGUAACCCUCGUUCCCCGAAAAGGCCGCAAGAAUCAAAAAUUCCCGACAUACUACCUGGACGUCAACACAUUUAGCUCACCUCUAUACCUGUCAGUAUCGCAGUCACCACCCUCAUCGGAGGCUCUCCCAGUCUUCGUCCAUGCCGGCAACAACCUAGGAGAAGUCACCGUGAAGAUGGAUAACCACUACCAGGGCACGUUCAUCGCACAAACGGAAUACGCCAGAACGGUAGUUCUCGAUACUUGUUCCAACUGCGACACAGAAGACAUGAGCUCCAAUUCGACUUUCGUGAAGACCUUGCCGGACUCGAUAGAGGAUGGUUUCGGACGGACGUUGUACUACGAUUCUCUUGCUGAUUCUUCUGUGAGUGGAUGGGUAGGCAAGGGUAGUAGACCAAGUACGAUUACUACUUCUGGCUCCCCUGGAUGUAUCGAGGUGAUGUCCGUACUCAGUCCUGUAACAUUGGAACUUGGACAGUCAUCGUCAUAACCUUCAUACCCCCCAUUUUGCCUCUUCCCUUGACGGCUUGAUGUAUUGCAUGUAAUAUUUUGUUUUGGAGUGCUUUUGCUUACGCAUUCCUUUCCAUCUUACUCAUGGGACGUUCAUAUCAUUAUGUAUCGGUAUCUUACUGUAGUUUUAGAUUACACUCUUUCGGAAUCGCUAUCGAAUCAUGCAAGGUCCGUUGGACUUCUAUC